Messenger RNA from Musa acuminata AAA Group (dessert banana), 2481 nucleotides. RefSeq names its product AP2-like ethylene-responsive transcription factor TOE3. The record is from RefSeq and is a predicted model, not a curated record. Gene Ontology annotation, molecular function: DNA-binding transcription factor activity; DNA binding. Lineage: Eukaryota; Viridiplantae; Streptophyta; Magnoliopsida; Zingiberales; Musaceae. Bases 430 to 1995 code for a protein of 521 amino acids. Gene Ontology annotation, biological process: regulation of DNA-templated transcription. The transcript has 9 exons.
AUCAUUCGCCAAGAUUGCCUCCAAGAAAAGGCAAAAGAAAUAGUAGGAUAAAUCUCUUCCUGUCAAUUCAUACAACACGGACUGGUGAAAGCUCCUUGUUUUUAUGCAGUAUCUUUCAGCUGAUGCCUACCUUUGGGGCUGUAAGCUCUGUCAAGCUGUUGCCUUUUGGGCAUCAAUCUUCCCCUCCUCUGCGGCUUUUUACUCACAUCAGUCUCCCCUGACCUUUGUUUCGUAGUUAGGAGAGGUAGCAAGCAGCGGGGAGAGGGGAUGUGUGGAUCGUUGAUAUAGACUUGUUCAGGUAGCGAGGUGUUGGCUCCAAAAAGAACAUAGUGUGGCGUCGACAGGAGGAGGAGAAAGGAAAGAUUGGAUCUUCGUGAGUGGAAAAGGUGCGAUUUUACCGAGCCAGAGAGCUAAAGUUCGCUGUUUUGGAUGGAAGGCGCGUGGGAUCUCAACGAUGCGGCGUCGGACGAGGAGGACGAGAAGGGGAAGGCCGCCGGAGCCACCUUGGCUGAGGCGGAGAACGACGACUCCGGCUCCUCCGUCGUCGUCAUCGAGGCGUCGGAGGAGCGGGAGGACGACAGCGGCGCCGGGAGAAUCUUCGGGUUCUCCAUCUCCGGCCGCCGCGGCGAGCAAACCUCCGCGGAGAGCGCGCCCGCCGUCGUGACUCACCAGUUCUUUCCUUUCGACGACGUGGAGGAGGCUCGGGCCGGCAAAAGCUCGGGGGCUGCGCCGGCUACUCGCGCCCGCUGGGCAGGGGUCAGGGUCUGCCACUCCUCGGAGCCGAUGGUGGCCGGAAUGGUGACGGACGCGCCUCCGCCGGUGAAGAAGAGCCGGCGAGGUCCGAGGUCGAGGAGUUCCCAGUACCGGGGCGUGACCUUCUACCGGAGGACCGGCCGGUGGGAAUCCCAUAUCUGGGACUGCGGAAAGCAAGUUUAUCUGGGUAUGUAUGAGCCAAGAUUUCGUCAAAAUUCCGAAGCUAUUGAAAGAUUUGAUUUUGUUCUUGAUCGAGUUAGAAAUGAACUUUUGUUGAUUGCUUGCCAUGUAAAUGUGUUUGUAGGUGGAUUUGACACUGCAUAUGCCGCAGCAAGAGCUUAUGACCGAGCUGCAAUCAAGUUUCGGGGAUUGGAUGCCGAUAUUAAUUUUAGCUUGGAUGACUACGAAGAGGACAUAAAGCAGAUGGGCAAUGUCACGAAGGAGGAGUUCGUUCAAGUGCUUCGACGCCAAAGUACCGGGUAUCCCAGAGGGAGCUCCAAGUACAGGGGAGUCACUUUGCACAAGUGCGGGAGGUGGGAGGCCAGAAUGGGGCAGUUUUUUAGUAAAAAAUACGUGUACCUGGGACUCUUCGAAACUGAAAUUGAAGCUGCUCAAGCUUAUGACAAGGCUGCAAUCAAGUUCAAUGGGAAGGACGCGAUAACAAACUUCGAUCCCAAGAUAUAUAAGAAAGAACUUGAUAUUCAAACUGAGCCUCCUGAACAUAAUCUCGACCUAAGCUUGGGCGGAUCAGGCUCCAAAAGGAAUUACAUCGAAACAAUCGAUGAUGAAGGCACAAACAUUGUUGAUCAACUACAGCACAUGGCCUCUGAUUCGGAGUGGAACCGCAACAUGAUACCCAAGUUUGAUGGCAAGCAUAAGCUGCCUGAUGGAAAAGACAGCAGAAGUGGCUUUCACCAUGUUAAUGGCUUCGUUCAGUCUCCAAGCCUUUUUAAGACGAACGAGGUGUUCAACUGUGCACCAGUCCAAAUGAACAUCAACACGUCCCCGAUGUUCCAGAUCAUUCCACAACAAUUGAAUCCAUCUAGUUUUUACCAAUGUCCUGGCAGCAGCGAUGGGGAAAGAUCCGGAAAAUGGCUUUCAUUAUCUAGUGGUGGUGAGCAACAUCUGCGGCACCCGUGCUGGGGACAAGGCAUGGAGAUUAGCUAUGGUUCGCAAUGCCAUCACCUCAAUCGUUUGUCACCACUAAUUUUGCAGCAUCAUCAGGAUUCCCACCACAGAUAGCAAACUCACCCUCCCAAUGUGCAAAACAAGAAAUGGCAUCUAGAUUUCCAUCCAACCUGGUCGAAACACGGAACAGCAUUCAAUGAUGCUAUCAAUUGUCUUUGGCACAGAAGGACCCACCCUGUCUUUGUUUUGUUUCAGCUCUCACCUCAGAAAACCACAGCACCUCAUCAAACCUUUGCGACUCCUUUUGUGUGUAAUCGGCACGGGAUCGAGGAGCUUAGAGUGUGUGUGGGAUGGAUGGAUGGAUCAAAUUGGCUUCUUUUGGCUCACCGAUCAAAAUGUCGAAAGCUUUGGGUCUUCAUUUAUCUGUUUGUUGCUGUAUUUUGUUCUAGUUGACCAAUAAGUUGAAUUCUGGAGAGUGAACUAUGGCUUUGUAAAGGAGUUAAGAGGAUUAUUAAUGUUAAGCAAAAUGGUGGUCAUAUGUGAGAGCUCCAAUGGAAACAGUAUGUGGUCCUCUGGAUCAGUAAAAGAGAUUGUGUUGCA